GAGCCCCAGGCGCCCCGGGUCCCCCCAGCCCGCCCCCGGCCACCCUAGAUCUGGACACAGCCACCUGGCAGAGCAGACGCAGGUAAGACCUGGGGCUAGAGCAGGCGGCUGGGGGGUGGGUACGAGCCUGGGAGGGCGCCCAAGGGCCACCAAGACAGGACCGCAGGCCAGGGUGCUACCUGACUGGCAGUCACGAGGACUGAGGCUGUGCCCAGGCCCCGGUGUCGGGCAGCCCCACUGGCCACUGCCCACCUCCCAGGUCUGCAGAGGCCUGGAUUCCUGUCCUCUGGGGCAGGGGGAGCACUUCCCGUGCGGAGCCUAAGCCCGGGGGAUGCUUGCAGAGGCUAUACCUUGCCACCUCCAUAUCCCUCCCCAGGAUGCUGCUGCCGGAGGGGCACUCAGCCUCUGAAGAGGCUGCGGCCGCUGGGCCCCAGCGGGGUGACUGCAUCGUCUGCUACUCGGCCUAUGACCUCGCCGGGCACCUGCCCCGCCGCCUCUACUGCGGCCACACCGUCUGCCAGGCAUGCGUGCGGCGGCUGGCCGCGCCGGCCCCUGAGCAGCGCUGGGUCCCCUGCCCGCAGUGCCGCCAGAGCACGCCCAUGCCCCGUGGAGGGGUGGCCAUGCUGGACCUCGACCUGGCUGCCUUCCUGGCCAUCAGGGCCGGACGGGGGCCGUCUCGCCUGGAGCCGCAGCCCCCCAGGCCCUGCAAGGGCAGCCCCACUGUCACUCAGCAGCCGGCCAGGCUCCUCCCCGCGUCGGGCCUCCCGCCCCGCUUCCCCCAGCCCGGAGGCUGCUGCGCAGGCUGCCGCAGCCUCUGCUGGGAUCCCUCAGGCAGCCCCCAGCUCUGAGCGCUGCUCAGCGCUGCCCCUCGGAAAGGAGCCUCGGCCUGCAGCACGAGGCACCGCCUUCCCGAAACAGCUCUGCGUGUUCGCCCUGGGGCCGCCACCUAAGGUCGUGAGCUAUGCCCACAGUGCCGUGCGCCCCUGCAGGAGCUGGAAUCCGGGCCAGGACCCCCAGGCCCCACGGUGGUCUGUGUGCACUGCGGGGCCGCUGCUGUCAGAGUCGCCUGCGAGCCCAGCCCAGGUCUGGACGCGG
Molecule: messenger RNA, 1095 nt
Organism: Bubalus bubalis (water buffalo)
Lineage: Eukaryota; Metazoa; Chordata; Mammalia; Artiodactyla; Bovidae
Gene: RNF224
Product: ring finger protein 224
Exons: 1
Coding region: 378-848 (156 amino acids)
Source: RefSeq, a predicted model, not a curated record